GGCAGGAGCCUCCCCAGGGGCCCCGCCCCAUCACAGGGUGCCCGACCGACCCGCCCCAGGAGCCCCAGCUGAGAGCCCGACUGCAUCAGGAGAGCACAGCCCAGCGGCAGGAGCUCCAGACUAGGUGGACAUCUGGGUCCCCACACAGACGGGAGCUGGACCACAGGAAGACAAGGACCCCUCAGGACAGGUUGCCGGGGCCCAACAUGGAGAAGGCAGGUGGGCCCCCGGCCCGGGCCAAGGCCCGAGUGAUGAGUGCCACGCUGAUGUGGCGGCAGCGGCCUCCUGCUCAGAAGGAGAUCAGACACCAUUUUCAUAAGGUGUCUCUGGUGUCAGGGACCCAGAUGGAAGCCCCCCGGGAGGAGAUGUUCGAGUACAGCCACUGUCAAGAGGAAGUCAAUGGCUUUGCUACACAGGAAGAAAAGACUGUGAAUUACCAGGGACCCCAGGAUGGGGCUGGCUCAAAGAGCUUUCAGAGCCAUGGGCCCAUCUUUUCCAAGAAGUACACACCAACCCCCAAGAAGAAGAGGCCAGUGGGGAGGCUGAAGGAGGCUGUGGACCAGGGUGAUGGCGGCCCCCAGCCCCCCAGGACUGAGCCCCCAGGCCCAGGAGCCCCGGCUAGGAAUGAGUUCUUGGUGCCCCUGCCUGUGCCCCGUGAGCUGAGCCCUCACCCAGGUAUGGGUCUCACCAGCGAGGGCCCCCGGAUCCGUGAGAAGCGGCGGGUGACAUGCACUGUGCGGACUACCACAGUGGUGGAAGGGCAGGUGGACCAACGGGUGAGCAGCUCUGUGACCGUGAGGCCGGUGCUACCGGGCAAGGCCCUGCCCAGAGGUCGCAGUGCUGCCCGCACGGUCCGGGCAGUGGUGGUGAGCCCCCGGGCUGAGGGCUCACCCAACCACAGCCAGGCCCUGGAGCUGCUAACGAGCCUUGUGCCUCCUGAGCGCAGCCCACCUGCCAUUCAGCUUCCCAGGCCCACAGUCAUCGUGCCAAGGAACCCAGGUCUGGACAGCACAACAGGGGCAGUCCUGGGGCAGCCACCUGGGACUGGGGCAACAGAGCCAAAGGAUCAAUCUGCUCUGGCCCCUGCAGGUAUCCUAGCCAGCACUCACCCACCUCAAUACCAGCAUGUCCCUGCAGCCUACCCAGACCAAGACCAGGGCAGAGCUUCAGAGGCCAGGACCCAUGAGGCCCCCAGGGUGCAGAGAGCCUCCAGUCCCACUCAACUCUCUCUCCAGACUUCUCAGGACCAAGUACCAGGAUCCGCCUCUCCCAGACUUCAGACCCAUACCCCCUCCCUGGGCCUAGUCCAUCCCCCAGAGCAGCCUGUGAUGCCCACUGACCCCAGGACUCAGCACACUCUCGGGCCCAGGGUGCCCCAUGACCUGCCCUCUGUAAAAAAGAAAGGACUCACGGAUCCCCCGGCUGCCACCACCCUGCCCAUGGUGAGGAAUGAGGUCACCAUGGCCCCUGGACAACUUGCUCCAUCCUCUGCAAAAAGGAAGUCUGCCCCCAGCGCAGAAGGUAUGUCUGCUCCGUCCUCCCCAAGCAAUAAGGUUGUUCAGGACUCUGAAGGUAUUUCUUCCUUCUCCCUUACCCAGAAAGAGGUUGUACAGGGUCCAGGUGCUCCUGCUGACCCAUCCCUCAUCCAGAAAGAAGUACUACAAGGCCCUGGUACGCCUGCUGCCUCACCCCUCAAACCAACCAAGGUUGUCCAGGGCCCAGAGGGCAGCCCCAGCUCAUCCUCCACCCAAAAAGAGGUUGCCCAGGGUGUUAAAGGCAGCCUGGCCCCUUCCCCCACCAAGGAAGAGGUUGACCAAGGCCCAAUUACUCCUGUUACUCCAUCUCCCAAACAGGAAAAUGUUGUGCAGAGCUCUGAAGGCAUUCCCAUCUUGUCUCCCACCCAAAAAGAGGUUGUCCAGGACUCUGGUGCUUCUGCUGCCCCAUUUUCUACCCAGAAAGUAGUUGUCCAGGGCCCUGCUGUCCUUCCUGCCCCAUCUUCCUCAGUAGACAAGGUGUCCCCCAGCCUAGGAGGCCCCCUCGCACCCAUGCCAUUGGGAGCAGAGGCCAGCCUGAAGUCCCAGCUUGUCCUUGACUCCACUGAGGACAAGAUGCUCCCAGAACCAUUGAGAGAGGAGGAUGAGGUGGCCCUGGCUGAGGACCUGGAGAUUUUCCUGGAUACCCUGCGGAGCAUGGAGCCCCCCGAGAUCCUCCGCACUCACUGGCUGCCACGAGCCCCCCGCUCCUCCUACCUGGCUAUGUACGCCACGCUGCCCACCAUUCAGGAGGACCAGCCUGGGCCAUGGGUGCUGGGACCCAGCCCCCAGGAGGUGCCAGCACUGGAGGAAAAGGAGGAGGAAGAGGAGGAGGAGGAACCAGAGAACCCCUACCUGAGCGACGAUGAGAAGCUCCAGCGCAGGCAGGAGAAAGCUGGGGCCAGCCCCUCCUGGGAACCCUGCACUGCCAAGCCUCCCCAGGACUUCCUCUCCCCUCUGGAGAUGAUGAAGAAGCAUGUAACAGAUGCCAAGGGCUCCCACCCAGAGCUGGAGCCUGAGCGGCAGGCUGGCAGCAGGCCUACUUCCCGUCUUGGAGGCAGCCUUCUCUUUGGUAGUCUGGUGCCUGCCACCAAGGAGGCCCCCACCCUGGAGCCACUGGGUGCAAAACUAUCUGCUCUGCCGCCCCAUGGGGCACCGGGGCUCAAGAAGGUGCCGGGACAGUUGCCCCUGCUCUGCAGUGAAAGGCCAGCGCCAGAGAAGCCUGCCCAAGCCCAGUCCCCGGAGGGGUGGAGUCCAGCAUUGAAGACCCAGGGCAAGCUGAAUACCAGGCCUGGAAAGAUGAUUCUCUUCUCGGAGCCCAGCUGCCAGGGCAGCAGCAGGGAGGUCUGGGAAGACAUUGCCGAUGCCUCAGGCUGGGCCCUUGUGGCCUCCAUAAGGGUGGUGCGAGGCUGCUGGGUACUAUAUGAAGAGCCAGAGUUCCGGGGCCGGAAGCUGGUCCUGCCCGAAGGAGAUGUGGAACUCCGAGCCCCAGGGACAGAAUGGAGUCCCAAAGGCAUUGGCUCUCUGAGGAGGGUCGUCCAGGACUACAGCACCCCGGAGAUCAGCCUGUUCUCUGAGGAGGACCUCAAAGGGGAGCAGGUGAAGCUAACCCAGGCCUUAGAGAACUCCCAGGACUUAGGGAAGCCCCUGCAGGUGGCAUCUAUCACUGUCUCUACAGGACUGUGGCUGCUGUACCCCAAACCCUUCUUUGAGGACACGCCCUGCAUCCUGGAGCCUGGAGAGUACCCCACCUUGGAGGCCUGUGGCACAUCCGACCCCAGUGUUGGUUCCCUGAAGCCUGUGACAUUGGGCUGUCCCAGCGUGGAGAGACCAGGGGAGCCCAAGGCUGUGGUGUUUGAGGCUCCAGGUUUUCAAGGCCAGAGCUGGGAAGUGAGCCGAGACAUCUACAAUCUGAAACAGCCAGAGGACAGCCAGAGCCCCAACCUGGCCUCUGUGGGGUCCCUGAGGGUCCUUGGGGGCUGCUGGGUGGGCUAUGAGAAGGAGGGCUUCCGGGGCCACCAGUACCUGCUGGAAGAGGGGGAAUACGCCGACUGGUCACACUGGGGAGGGUACGACAAGGUGCUGACCUCCCUGCGGGUCAUCCGCACGGAUUUCGCGGACCCGGCCGUGGUGCUGUUUGACAGCAUGGAUUUCAAGGGGCCCAGCGUCGAGGUGACCGAGGCGUUGCCCGACGUGGAGCAGGCGGGACACCAGCCGUGUACGAAGGCCAUCCACGUGCUCAGCGGCGUGUGGGUGGCCUAUCAGGAGGUAGGCUUCUCCGGGGAGCAGUACGUGCUGGAGAAGGGCGUGUACCGCAACUGCGAGGACUGGGGCGCGAGCAACAGCGCCCUCGUCUCGCUGCAGCCGGUCCUGCAGGUCGGGGAGCACAAUCUGCACUUUGCCUCAAAGAUUCAGCUUUUCUCCGGCCCCGACUUCCUGGGCGACCACAUCUCCUUCGAGGAUGACCAAGCCUCUCUGCCCCCCUCCUUCCAGCCCCAGUCCUGCCGGGUCCACGGCGGCAGCUGGAUCCUGUUCGAUGAGAAGAACUUUGAGGGUGACCAGCACAUUCUCUCCGAGGGCGAGUUUCCCACUCUUACGGCCAUGGGCUGCCUAGUCUCCACGGUCCUGGGCUCUCUCCAGAAGGUACCCCUGCACUUUUCAGAGCCUUCCAUUUUCCUGUACGGGCUGGAGUGCUUUGAGGGGAAGGAGAUUGAGCUCAACAGCGAGGUGCGGAGCCUGCAAGCUGAGGGCUUCAACAACCAUGUGCUGUCCGUGCGGAUCAAGGGGGGCAUCUGGGUGCUGUGUGAGCACAGCGACUUCCGGGGCCGCCAGUGGCUGGCGGGCAGCUGUGAGAUCACCAACUGGCUGACAUACAGCGGGACCCAGAGGGUGGGCUCCCUCUACCCCAUCAAGCAGCGCCGGGCUUAUUUCCGCCUCUGGAAUGAGGCCCUGGGGGGAUUCCUGGCAGUGCCAGACCAUGUGGAGGACAUGAAGGCGGGCCGGGUGGUGGUCUCUGAGCCCCGAGCUGGAGACAGCUGCAUCUGGUACUACGAGGAUGGGCUACUGAAGAACCAGGUGGCCCCCACCAUGAGUCUGCAGGUGAUUGGGCCCCCCAGCCUGGGCUCCAAGGUGGUGCUGUGGGCUCAGAGCCGCCUGCCCCGCCAGACAUGGAGCAUCAAGGAAUCGGGCCACAUCUGCAGCCAGAUGUUUGAAGAACGGAUCCUGGAUGUGAAGGGAGGCCAGGGCUACGACCGGGACCACGUGGUGCUGUGGGAGCCAGCCAAGGACAGGGCCUCCCAGAUCUGGACCAUCCACGUGCUUUGAGCCCCCCUCCCCUCCCUCGUCCCUUCCUGGAGCCCUGGAGGGUGUUGCUGGGAUGAAAUGUUUUCACAGGUUUUGUUGUUGUAAUGUAAGCUGUUUUCUAAUAUACUCCCAGGUACCCUCGUCUCUGUGCAUCUUGACAUUUGGGAGGUGGGGUGGGGGCCAAGGAGAGCACUUUGUCCACCUGCCAUCUUCUCCAACACUCAGGCUGGCUUCUCCCCUCCCUGCUCCAGUUCCAGGGCUCGGAUGCAAGGCCUCCCUCUGCCACCAGAGGGAGCCCUGGGACCGGACAAACUGGUGAGUGUGGCCCUUUAUGCAGUCACCCCAAAUGAUGUGUUCUAAGAGCCUGCUCUGUGCCAGGUCUCACAGGACUGAGGGGCUCUCUGAGCCUCUGUAACUGGGGAUAUCCAGGGUCUAGGUCGGGGGCAGGGGUGUCCUCUGGGACCAUCAUUCCCAGACACCAAGGGGCGGGUGAAGCAAAUGCAACUAAAAAGGGAUGACAGGUCUGGACCUUGUCCCUGCAAGGUGAUUCCAAGGGCAAGAGCCCUCAGCAUUUGGAAUUUUUGGGUAGGGAAGCUGGAGUGGCAACUCCCUGGUGCCACCCCUCCA
Trichechus manatus latirostris (Florida manatee) is the source of this 5462-nucleotide messenger RNA. RefSeq names its product crystallin beta-gamma domain containing 2 (gene CRYBG2). NCBI's taxonomy places the organism in Eukaryota, Metazoa, Chordata, Mammalia, Sirenia, Trichechidae. The coding region runs from base 207 to 4856 and encodes 1549 amino acids. Gene Ontology annotation, biological process: lens development in camera-type eye; visual perception. The record is from RefSeq and is a predicted model, not a curated record. The transcript is spliced from 20 exons. Gene Ontology annotation, molecular function: structural constituent of eye lens.